CUCUCUUCACUGUUGAGGGUUCAGCACUUGCUCGUCAUUCUCGAGUUUUCUUCAUUCUCUGAGCAUUUCACCGACAUUUGAGCUGUUUAGCAAGUGAAGAACAGGCCUCUAUACUCUAAAACAGACAUGGCAAGUGUGUUCACAAAUCCAACCUCAACUUAUUUUCCCGUGAAUAGAAAGACAGGUAACUGUGGCAUCAAAAGAUGUCACAUAAAAGCCACCUUGAGAGUGGAGAAGCCAUUGGAGGAACUGUACAAAGUGAGGGUGGAAAGGAACGUGUCUGCUGAGAGACUUGCAGAGCUUGGAGUAUCCAGAUGGUCAGUGUGGAAGACAGGCAAGUGUCGGUUGCCAUGGGACUGGCAGGUGGACCAAUUGGUGUACAUAGAAGAAGGGGAAGUUAGGGUUGUGCCUGAAGGGAGCAAGAAGUUUAUGCAGUUUAAGGCAGGUGACCUUGUUAGGUACCCCAAAUGGUUUGAGGCCGACCUCUGGUUCAAUGGUCCAUACCAAGAACGCUAUAGUUUUCGAGCUUAUGGUGAUGAUUUUUGAAUUUUUUUUAAUGAAACCUGAAAAAUGGAAAGGCCCUCAAAUAUUUGUAGUCUAUUAUAACAUUGACUGUGCAAUAUGAAAUUUUCUAUUCAUAAACCUAGUGGAACUUUGAUUGCGGCAAGAA
This is a messenger RNA of Neltuma alba, 670 nucleotides long. RefSeq lists its product as uncharacterized. The coding region runs from base 127 to 546 and encodes 139 amino acids. NCBI's taxonomy places the organism in Eukaryota, Viridiplantae, Streptophyta, Magnoliopsida, Fabales, Fabaceae. The transcript has 2 exons. The record is from RefSeq and is a predicted model, not a curated record.